AUGAAUCAGGUCUAUAUCGUCGGGGCGACCUUCGCCCAUCGUGGCUUGGCAUUUCGCAUGCGCUUUUCGACAAGACGUGCGGGCAAGAAAAUCAUGUGGAAGUACUCAAAGCGACUAGUUGCUGGCUCUGUUGUCGCUCUUUCUCCCGUCCAGGACUGUUUCGAUACAAAGUGCAUCGUGGGGGUCGUCGCUGCCAGGCCUCUUGAGAAUAUCACCAAGGAGCCGCCUGAGCUUGAUAUCUUCUUUGCACGACCAGAGCAAACCGAAUUCGACCCUCAGCGGGAAUGGAUCAUGGUGGAGGCCAACUCGGGUUACUUCGAGGCCCACAGACACACCAUGAAAGCAUUGCAGAAGAUGUCUUCUGAAAGGUGGGUAUACGACAGACCGAUCUUCAAUCCCUUAUUGUCUGACAUGUUUCAUUUCCUUCUUAGAUUUCCUUUGAGCGAGCAUAUAUGCGCCCUGGAGCCUCUCAUCUGCGCCCCGGAAUACGUGGAGGCAGAACCGAUGGUCGAUAUUCGGGCUCUGUCGCAAGCACACAGCGAACGAAGGGAAAAGGUCAAUAUUCUGGGGCAAUGGCCGACCUCCCCAAUGAUUGGACUGGACACUAGUCAAUGGCAGGCUUUGAAGGAGAUGCUUACCAAAAAGCUGGCCAUUGUACAAGGUCCGCCUGGGACUGGCAAAACCUACGUCUCCGUCGUUGCGCUCAAGGUUCUUCUUUCAAACAUGGCAUCUGGUGAUCCGCCAAUCAUCAUUGCGGCGCAGACAAACCAUGCGCUUGACCAGUUUCUUACCCAUGUCUCCAGAUUUGAGACUAACUACAUUCGACUAGGUGGAAGAAGUACUGAUGUCGAGAUUCGCAAACGGACACUGUAUGAGGUCAGGAUUUUGGAACCACCAAAGGAGGUGGAUGGCGGACUUUCUGGUCCUACCAGACGAGAGCAACGGAUCCUCGUCAACCAAUUUGUUGAGCUUCUCAAGCCUUUCAAUCACGAAAACGGCAAUAAUCCCAUCCCAGCCGACAUCUUUGCCCAGCACGGUUUGCUUAAUGAAGCCCAACUUCGCUCUCUUGAGCGAGGUGCGAGUGCGUGGAUGCGCCCGGAUACCGAGAAGUUCGAGCUGUUCGCAGCAUGGCUUGGUGAUCAGCUAGUGGCUUUUGACGUUGACUACUCGCGCGAGACAUUCGGGUUUGUCGAGAAUGAGACUGAUCUAGAGUACGAGCAGCUCAGAGAAAUUGAGGCAGAACAUGGCCAGGAAGAAGAUGACCUGGAAGUUCUCAAAGGCAGAUUCGUCCAUCUGCUGGAAGCGUUCCGCAGUCAAGGACUGAGUUCAGUCUCCGAGGUUGCAGCAGCUAAAUAUCUGACGUCGAAGGACUUGUGGAGUAUUCCGAGCAAGUUUCGCGGGGCCAUCUACAAUAUCCUGCGAAAUAAACUGUUACUGAUGCUCACCAUCAAAUUUCGGAAGCUGGCAGUAUCCUAUGCAGCAACCUGCGAAAAAUUCCAGAUCGGAAAAUGGGAGAAGGACUACUACACUCUGCAGAGUGCCAAAGUAAUUGGGAUGACGACAACCGGCUUGAGCAAAUAUCGCGGCCUGCUCUCAAGCUUGAACCCUCGUAUUGUUCUGAUUGAAGAAGCAGCCGAGUGUAUCGAGGCACCAAUCGCGGCUGCUUGCUUUAACUCUCUGCAUCAGUUGAUCCUGGUUGGUGACCAUCAACAAUUGAAGGGCCACUGUGCUUUGCAGGAUUUGGCAUCCGAGCCUUUCUUCCUCGAGAUUUCAAUGUUUGAGCGUCUAGUCAACAACGGCAUGCCUUACAUCAAGCUCCGAGAACAAAGGCGAAUGGCAACGGAGUUCCGCAGGUUGCUGUCGCCCAUCUACGGGGAGCUUAUCGAUCAUGUCUCUGUUCAGAGCCGCGCCUCCGUGCCAGGGAUGGGCGACCUCCGCUCUUUCUUCUUUAACCACGACUGGCCUGAGAGCAAUGACAGCCUCGCCUCGAAGCUCAACGAGAAUGAGGCAUCGAUGGUGGUUGAAUUUUUUGCCUACCUUGCUUUGAACGGAAUACCGGUUCAUAACAUCACUGUCUUGACAUUUUAUAAUGGUCAGAGGAAAUUGAUUUUGAAGAUUAUGAGGACACAUCCAUAUCUCUCCAAGCAUCUCGUGAAAGUUGUCACAGUCGAUUCGUAUCAGGGAGAAGAAAAUGAGAUUGUCCUGUUGUCUUUGGUUCGCAGCAGCCAGCAUCGAGGCAUUGGGUUUCUUUCUGUUGAGAGCAGAGUCUGCGUAGCCCUGUCUCGCGCAAGGAGUGGAUUCUACAUCUUUGGGGACGCAAACAAAGUUCUCAACGAGAGUCCGCUGUGGAACAAAGUUGUACACAUGAUGUGCGAGGACGCCGCUAAACCACGUCUGGGCUCCCAGUUACCCUUGACGUGCCAGAGUCAUGGCAAGGAAACGCUCAUUACGGGUGAACUAUCACAGUAUCUCAAAGUAAAAAAUUUGCUGACUUGUUGUUUCUUGAUCAGAGCUCAGUGA
This is a messenger RNA of Penicillium lagena, 2520 nucleotides long. RefSeq lists its product as uncharacterized. Gene Ontology annotation, cellular component: nuclear RNA-directed RNA polymerase complex. The transcript has a single exon. NCBI's taxonomy places the organism in Eukaryota, Fungi, Ascomycota, Eurotiomycetes, Eurotiales, Aspergillaceae. Gene Ontology annotation, biological process: regulatory ncRNA-mediated heterochromatin formation. The record is from RefSeq and is a predicted model, not a curated record. Gene Ontology annotation, molecular function: helicase activity. Bases 1 to 2520 code for a protein of 839 amino acids.